Messenger RNA from Symbiodinium natans, 6138 nucleotides. Lineage: Eukaryota; Dinophyceae; Suessiales; Symbiodiniaceae. The record is from the annotation of a GenBank genome assembly.
AUGGCCACUUCUGAGGGGGACCGCCUGGAAUUCGUUUUCUUGCAAGAGAUACCGCAACCAAAACAGGGGGAAAUCCCCGCUGCACAAACAACGGCGAGCAAGAAGGGGCCGCGGCCUUCGGGCAAGCACAUCCCCCUCUUGGGGGAGGAGUGCUGCCAAGCCCAGACCCUGCAGGACCAUUUUCUCGUCCAGGCUUGGACACACGCAGAUUGGAGGAGCACGGGCAUUCUUCUUCGGCGACGAAACCUUCAAGGUUCUCACACGGUGUUGGCAUGUGGGGGAACUCUGGGACUCACUUGGGCCAAAGUGCGCACGACGUCGUUGGGCGUGGUGGGGUUCAUGUCGUGCCACCUACCUCACUGGACCACAUUGCAGCAAGCUGGAGAACUACUACGCAACUGGUAUGACUCGACCAAGCCUCUGCACGGUCUUUCUCGACUCGUAUGUGGAGGUGACCUCAACGAAACAUUGACACUGGGGGAUGGAGGGGGGGCCUUUGGGGGAGCCACCGCAAGAGGAGAAGUGGUGGCUGCUUUCUUCCAAGAGCUUGGACUGGUUUCGGCGGAGUCUAGCUGGGCUACGCCAACCUACCACCCCUACAACGACCAGAUGAGACCACGUCGAUUGGACUACAUCUUUGCCAAAGGCCUGUGCAUGCUCGAGGCGGGCGUGCUGGAGGAGUCCAGGCAUGAGAUGUCCUCCGACCACGAUGCAGUAGAGCUUCAAGUGGUGCAGCUGCCGCAAACUCGUGACCCCCGACCCUGUAAGCUGAGGAAAGGGGUGCCAGUGAUGCCUGACAAAGCAGCAGCGCAGCUCCGUGCAACGGCCCCGCCUUCCACGGGGGAAGGACUGCUGGUGGAGUCGGUCGCCAACCUUUCGCAGAGACUCAUCGUGCCCAAAGAGUCUACGCGUUUCAGGGAAAGCGCGCACCUGGGAAGGCUGCGGCAAGCGGCCAAACGAGCAGAAGGGGCGGCCUCGCGGGCGCUGUGGAAGGAGGUUCACUCUGUGCGGAAGAGUGAAAAACGUAAGUGGCUCAAGAGCCUCACGUUUUGGGCCACCAGAGGCAGCUGGGGGGCCUGGAAGAAGCUUUUCGGAUCGGGGCCCCGUAAGCUGUGGGAACCCCGCCUGGCCCAGCGCUACGACAACUGGACCGACAACAUGACGGAGUACCUGGAGGGGAUCUUCUUCAGGGACAGUCUGGCCGAGAACGACGCUGCUCGAGAUGAAGCGAGGCUCACCCUCGCGGUGAUCCCGAGCCCUUUUUGCUGCUUCACCAUGGAGGAAGUGCAAAGGGUCAUGGCCAAAUGGAAAUCCGGCAGGGCGGCAGGCCCAGAUGGCAUCACCUAUGAAGCGCUGCGAAUCAUCAUGAAGGACGAGGCAAAAAAGGCGGAGCCGACAUGGUGGGGGGACCUACGACCCAUCACUUUGUCCUCGGCCCUGCUGAAGCUUCUCAGCCAACUCACGCUGACUCGGGUGACACCGCUGCUGGGGACCACGCAUGAUCUACAGUGGGCGUCGCCCUCGAAGCAGCCCCUGGAACUGGCAAUCAGCCUGGGGCGCAUGCUCAGGGUGUGCGAAGAAUGGAAACAGGAGACCUUCUUGGUUAAGAUCGAUAUAAGGAAGGCCUUUGACAGCAUCCGCAUUCCGAGACUCCUGGCUUUCAUAGCACGAAAGCUUGCUACGCGCCCCAAGGAGGCGCGUUUGUUGAUCGAGAUGGUGUGCCACCUGGGGGUCCACGUGGAGUUUUUAGACCAACAGUUGCUGGUCAGACAAAGCAAUGGAGCAGGGUGGGAGAUGCCCUUCAACCUGGCCACUUUCGCGGACGACAUGUACCUCUGGCACUUCUGCCUGAGUCGACUGCAAGCCCUGCUCGCAGCGGUGGAGCGCAAGGCGGCGGACAACGGACUGGACUUCCAGGGGGACAAGACCCAGGUGCUGACCAGCGUGGAAGGCGACAAGCGCACCCUCGUCAUCGGGGGCAAGACGGUCUCCCUCCUGAAGCCGGGGACACUGAUUCGUGUUCUGGGCACUCAACAGGGCUUCCGAAGGGGGCCCUCGGACAUUGCUGCGGAGGUCAACGCCAAGAUGCGCCAAGUCUUUUGGGCCCACAAAGCUGUGUUCGCACAAAAGAUGCCGCUCACCUGCAAGUGGGAAAGUUUCAAUGCUGUUGUGAGGGGGGCCGCUUUAUGGCAAGCGGCGGCGUUGCCGCCGGGUCGCAACCUCUUGGCGGCCUUGAACACACAGCAACUCCGCCUAGUGCGGGUGAUGGCAGGCCUGAGGAGGAAGCAAGGGGAGCCCUGUGUGGAGUACGAGAUGCGCAGCCUUCGAGUUUCACGCGCUCGGCUUCACCUCCACCAACAGGAACGCUUUUCCACCUUCGUUCUACGGCAGGUUUGGAGGCUGUACGGCCACGUGGCCAGACAGAACAGCCGGGCCAAACAACUCCUCAGGUGGAGGGGGCCGUGCUGGUGGAAGGCGGAGCAACAGAAGAGAGGGGGCCGCCGACACCCGGGCCGCUUUAAUGCGGGCAGGGAGGUCCAGAAUGACAUCAACGCCUUUCUGGAGGUCGACGACUGGAUGGAGGCUGCCCAAGACCGUAAAGCGUGGAAGCUCAGGGAGAGAGCUUGGGUGAAGUCCCAAGAUCUCCCGUGGGCCUCCCACGCACAGGCGGCCCUUGAGGCUGAGCUGGGGGAGCGCGCUGACGAGCAGCUGUCCCGAAAACUGGCUCGGCAGCUCCAACUCCAGAACUUGGCCCCCAACAAGAAGAAGAGGAAGAAAGCAAAGCCGCGGACAGGAGGUGCGAUGACAGAGCCACAAGAGGGACUUCGCCGUCACCGACUCCGCAGCCGUCUUGGUCCCUGCCUGCGCCCUGCACCAACUUCGCCCCGCCGCUUCCUUCUGUGCUACCGGGGCAUGGGGCCGCUCCUGCUGCUGUUCCGGCCGCUGCUGGGCAUCCUGGUCGUGAAGGGGGCCCCCUGGAGCAUUUGGAACUGGGACGAUGCGGCGGACUACGGAGGGCGAUCUGAAGGAGGCCGAGACAGCCGAGCCACAUGGACCCUCAACCUCCGCUACAACCAGAACCGCUUCCCCAACACGGGGGGGCCUCUGUGGGGGGCACCGCCGUGCAGCCAGAAACCGAUGACGGAGAUGACUGGGAGGCUUGGGGUGGUUGGUGGGAACGACUACGUGGACCUAGCCAUGGACGAGACGACCACCAGGGGGGGGACCAUGGGCGCGAUCCACUCCUACCUGUACAUGCUGAUCACCGACGACAAGGAGGACAGGGUGACGGGCGUGAUCGACGACUACCGGAACGAGAGGUGCCACCGGACCAAGAAAUGCCAACAGAAGGGGGACAGCCGCAACCACACGAACAUGGACAUGGAGCAGCGCAGGAACAAGCCGAAGGGCAGUUUCGACCUCUACCUGCGCAACCUGGGGAGCGACGUGGAGCUGAAGAAGAAGACGGGCACGACCCACCCCUACCCGAACAAGGAGCCCCCCAGGUCGACCAGAUGGAGGUGGUGGAACUACCCGCGAGAUCGACCUGAAGCCUCAUGGUUUGAAGUGCAACUUCGAGACUGGCGGGCUGCAAGGCAGGAGCGAGCUGAAGAGCAGCAAGGGUGGUGGCCCGAAAAUGGGGGGGAUGGAACAGACGACGACGCCGACCAGUCCUACGACCCGGCACUCCAUGCCUGGAACCCCGGAGACCGCGCACCAGACGCCGACAUGGAAGAGCCGGCCCAGGCCCAAAGCUAUGAUGCGGCAGCCCAUGCAUGGAACCCUGGGCCUACGCAGGCGCAAGAAGCGCCCGGCAACCACCAGUGGGGCGACAACGUGGAUGAGGACACAGUGAGCCAAGAAGCCAAAGCGCGAGCGUGGGAACAGUACCGACAAGAACGGGGGGGGCAAGCUACAAGUGGAGAGCCUGCUCCACAGAUGCCUCCUUGGUUUGGAGAGGAGGGAAAAAAGGGGGCGAGCGAGCCGGUGGACAUUGGACCGCCGGGCUAUCCGCCUACUGAUCGACGGCGAGUCCGCUACCUGAACAAGGGGGCCAUGGAGGAGAUUCGCAACCGGCCCUACUUGGAAAAGUGGCAAAAUGAGCGACGCCGCUAUGAGCAGAGGGACGAGCCUAAGAAAAGCAGGGCCACGCGCAUGGGGGCCAGCCAACAGGGAGGCACGACGGGGGACAGGGACCAGUGCGGCAAGAACGCAAAGCUCGCCAGUGGGCUGACUGGCAACAAUGGGAACGGGCUUGGCACACGGAAUGGAGUGAACUGGUCCACCGUAGUGGCAGCACUCCGACGCCGGGGACGGGUGAGGAAUGGAGUGCCAUGCUCAACCGCCAUCGGCACCGGCCAAGACCUUUGCGUGAUGGAGAAGAACAGCGAGACCCGGAACAACGUGACCCCCACGAGCCGGACCGUCCUGAACAACCGCAAGCGGACCAGCCUGGGGCCCAACAACGCAGUGAACGUGGACACACCGCCGGACCUGGUGGAGGAGGCGGAGGAUAUCAUUGACGCCCUGCUGGACAGCCUGGAACACCAGCCUACACAACAAGAACGGCCACACCAAGAAGACAGACACGCGGCCAGCGAACACAAGGAUGACAAGGAGGACCAAGCUCUGCUUCAAUGUGGGCUUGUGGGCCGCCGCCCACCAGACACGGGGAACACCAUGAACGACUACGCUGACAACCUGCUCGACGAUGACGACCCGCCCGACUAUGUGCACAAGGACGACGACCACCAGAGCAAGAGCUAUGGAGACGAGACCGCAGACGAGGAAGAUGAAGUGGCAUGGGUGCAAGGGAAAAAGAGGAAGAGAGGAGAUGGGGACCCAGAAAACCACACCGACUACACCGACCUCGCCGAGAACGCGCAAGGGAGUGGGGGACUUCCUGAAGGCGAAGAACGCAAUCAUGGAGGACCACAGACCGGAGAAGGCGAGGGUGAGGCAGCGGAGACCCACGCCAGUAACGCGGACUGCGACCUGGAAGAGCAACAAAGGGUUGAAAGGGAGCUGGAAGAGGAGCGUGCACUGCAAGAAGAGUGGGAACAAGACCGAGCCCUACAUGAAGAAUGGGUGCAGAAAACCAUCGACGAGUACCUCGCGGAAGAAGAUGAUCGGGGGGCCAAUCAACCGCCGGAGGGGAUCACCCAGAUGCAGACACACCAGCAGCAUCACCACGUGGCUGCGGUUACAAUGGCUCUCAACCGAUGGAUGGUAGGGGCCACAGCGACCGGCGGCAUGGAGAUCGAAGUGGACAGUGUGGUGGAAGUGCUCACGCACGUGCUCAACCUGAACCAGCUGCUCCUCGAGGAAAAGGGCGAGCCGAUGUUGCACCUCACCGUCCUCUACCAGAUCAUGUCCAGAUGGCGACAAGAGCGCGCUUGGCGCAACAAGGUCGAGAUAGAAACGAUGGGGAGGAUUUGGCAGGGAUACCUGGAGGCCCUCCAUUCCAAGGGGGCCCGGUGGGAAGGGGCCAAGCUGAUGGAGCACCACACGGAGGACGCGAAGGGCCCGAGCCAAGCCGCGACAAGUGGGGGAGCGAACCUGGAGGGCGAGCAGACCCUAGUCGACCUGACGGAGGGGGCGGACACGCAGCAAGCUGGGAGCGUGGACGAGCAGGAGAACUACAGCGAGCGGGAGCACGGCACAACGGACGAGGAGAUCGAGGUGGCCAUGGACCCGGACCCGCACAACCUGCCGGAGACGCCACAAGGUCUUGGGGGGGUCUGGACGGAGCCGGCCGAAAGACCAACGUUGCCAGGGGGGCCGUGGCCGGUGAGGGCCCCAGGAUACUGGAAAAGACCGUGGCCCAACUGCCUCCUACGCCCAUGGCGUCCAUGGCAUCGACCACGUCAACCCGGGGAGCCUUUUCGAUACCAGCAGUUCCUCAAGGAGGCCAUCGAGUGGAGGCACCUGGAGGCCCUGCGGGCGAGUGAGACCGCCUCGGGGGUCCAACCAAGAGGUCGCGAUGAAGGAGCGACUUCGUCCGCAAGUUCGGCUGAUCAAGGAGGGCGCCAGCCAGGGGGACAGAUGCAGAGCACGCAAAUCGACACCCAGGACGAUGCACAGGAGGAGGAUGAGGGGGCCACUGAUGAGGAUCAACACAAGGGGGUGGACAAGUGA